AACCUCAGCCUGGUAUCUAGGACUGAACCGGGGGACUGUUUAGAAACUGCUUGCAAAAGAAGAGCAUCAUGAAGUGGCUGAUCUUCGCCUUGGUGUGUCUCCACCUCUCAGAGGGGAUGGUGAGAAUUCCCCUGAAGAAAUUCAAAUCCAUGCGGGAGGUAAUGAAGGAGAAGGGCGUACUCAGGGACUACCUGAAGAACCACAAGUCUGACCCAGCCAGCAAGUACUUCAACAACUUCGCUGUUACCUAUGAGGUCCUGUCUAACUAUCUGGAUAUGUCCUACUAUGGGGAAAUCAGUAUUGGAACCCCACCCAAGAACUUCCUGGUUCUCUUCGACACCGGCUCAUCCAACCUGUGGGUGCCCUCGAUCUACUGCCAGAGCCAGGCCUGCACCACCCACACUAGAUUCAACCCCAGCGACUCCUCCACUUACUCUUCCAAUGGACAGACCUUCUCUCUGCAGUACGGCAGUGGCAGUCUCACUGGAGUCUUUGGCUAUGACACCGUGACAAUCCAGGACGUUUCCAUCACAAACCAGGAGUUUGGCCUGAGUGAGACCGAGCCUGGCACCAGCUUUGUCUAUGCUCAGUUCGAUGGGAUCCUCGGUCUGGCUUUCCCUGCUAUUGCUGCUGGUGGUGCCACCACCGUGAUGCAAGGUCUGAUCCAGGAGAACCUCAUCAGUGCCUCGCUCUUCAGCUUCUACCUGAGCGGGCAAGAGGGCAUUCAGGAUGGUGGCGAACUUCUCUUUGGAGGGAUUGACUCCGAUUUGUACUCUGGUCAGAUUGUCUGGACGCCUGUCACCCAGGAUGCUUAUUGGCAAAUUGGAAUUGAAGGUUUCUCUGUUGAUGGACAGUCCAGUGGCUGGUGUAGCAGUGGCUGCCAGGGGAUUGUGGACACUGGAACUUCCCUCCUCACUGCUCCACAGUCAAUCUUUUCGCAGCUGAUGGAGGACAUUGGCGCUCAGGAGAACAGCGACGGUGAGUAUGUGGUUAGCUGCAGCAGCAUUGACAGCAUGCCUACCAUCUCCUUCACAAUCAGUGAAACCAGCUUCCCGCUGAGUCCCUAUGCCUACGUGCUCCAGAGCGAUAGCACCGAAUGUGUCGUGGGUAUCUCACCCACUUACCUGCCAUCCCAGAACGGGCAGCCCCUCUGGAUCCUGGGUGACGUCUUCCUCAGGUCAUAUUACUCUGUUUACGAUCUCGGCAACAGUCAGGUGGGCUUUGCCCCAGCAGCAUAAGCACCACCGACUGUCUUCCAUGGUGCUCCGAACCGUCUCCUGUCUCUCCUCCAACCUACUGGGCUGACACACUCUGGUCCCCCCAUGCCUCUUUCCAAGGAUUUUGAAUGUCUCUCUGUACUGAACUUCUGCAAAUUUCUGAAGCCUCUCUCCAGUGAAAUCUGUGCUAUGGAACUCUGGGCUCCCCUUCAAAGGUGACUGUAA
Messenger RNA from Gopherus flavomarginatus (Mexican gopher tortoise), 1442 nucleotides. RefSeq names its product gastricsin-like. The record is from RefSeq and is a predicted model, not a curated record. Gene Ontology annotation, biological process: proteolysis. The transcript has 9 exons. Bases 69 to 1238 code for a protein of 389 amino acids. Gene Ontology annotation, molecular function: aspartic-type endopeptidase activity. Lineage: Eukaryota; Metazoa; Chordata; Testudines; Testudinidae.